GAGAGUCAGCGGGAUCGUGAAGUUCAUCUUUGUGCCGGACACUGCUGGCUACUUCUUUUGGGCAUGCCUCUUCUACCUGGCGACAGGCAUUAUGCAAGUGACCACGUUGCCACGGAUAGCUGAAUCCUUUUGCCAGGUGAGAAGAAAUGGGACGUUGUGCACUGAAGACUGCCCGGAUAUGCUGCUUCUUUGCCCGGCAAGCGAGUGUUUCGGUGAUGCGAUGAACCUUACCUGGUACCAGGAGGCCAACACUGCGAAGAAGUCCUACAACCAGGCCUUCGUGGGAGCCUCCCUGAACCAGGAGUGUCUGAACAUGAUGCAGUUCGCCACAAGCCCCGUGGAUGCAGUUCAUCUCAUCUACACGCGGAAUAGCGAUGCGACUUUAGCGGUCAACGAGGAUUGCAAGGUGUUAAGUUGUCGUGUCCUUGCCAAUGCAUUAUACCUCAUGUCGGACUUGGAGAAUGGUGGAGCUAAUUGCACGAACCAGUUUGAGAUCAAGUCGCCCGAAGAAGCGAGCGUCUGUCCUUGCUCGAGCUUGCUGGCCGAGAUCGAUUCCACGGUACAGGCAGAGAUCGACAGCGUGUGCGGCUCGCGACUCCUGAAGGAUGGAUGCGGCAAAUAUGCUACUACGCCAAGUUGGUGCAACUCGACAGGCGGCAGACGACUGGAUUUGCUGGAAUCUUCGGAAGCGGCGGAGCUUCCAUGCAAAACACCAUCCUGGCAAGAGCCACCGACAUUGGAUUCCCUCUUGAACGUGCCAUCUGAAUCGAGACAGCUUCAGCAGGUGAACAGCGAUGCACCGCCAUGGACCGUCGGCCCAUGGUCCACAUGCAAGUGUUUUGAGCAGUGCAUGCCGGGGCUGCGGUCGCGCAUCGUCCAGUGUGGCGGAAGCGUGUGCAGGGGAAGUCAGCCUGAGAGCACUCAGGAGUGCACGUGCACACAUUGUGCCCUCUGCCAGCAUGCUGAGAUUGUCUUGAACAUAAGCUUGGUCAUCAACUUCUCGCAGGCUGGGAUGGCGCUCAUCCUGGGCCUGGCUUUGGGCUACUUCGGCUCGCUGGGGGAGGACUGA
Messenger RNA from Symbiodinium necroappetens, 1069 nucleotides. Lineage: Eukaryota; Dinophyceae; Suessiales; Symbiodiniaceae. The record is from the annotation of a GenBank genome assembly.